AACUUGUUUGUUUGCUGCACGUUUCCACGGUCACCAGUGUUUGAAUUAGUUUGGUAGUUAAGUUGGACUUGUGUUGGUGAAACCUCUCAGUGGACUUGACAUCUCAAAAUGACAAAAGGUGGAAAGAGGCAAUUUUCUUCAAUGAGAAAUGGUGGCAAAUGGUUUGCUCAUCCUGUGUCACCAGAAAAUGAAAUGAGGACUCGUGAGACUUGUACAAGCACCGGGAUCAUGCUGACUCAGGUUAAAUCAGCGCCACGGCAGGCAUUCAACUUCGAGCGCUAUCCUAAAUGGAAAAGUCAGCAGGAAGUCAGAGACUUUCCAUUAUCAGAACAUGACAACAAGCAUUCCUUAAAAGACAGCAUCACUCUCUUUACUCAUGGUGUGGGACGCAGGAAGUGUCCUGAUGACCGCAGCCAGCUGAUCACCAACUUCUGCCUCUGCCAUGACGGAGCUCACAACGGCCCUGAAGAGUCCAGGAGGAACAUCUCGGUCUCCCAGACUGAUUUCAUGGAGAGGCAAGCUGUUGACGCUCCAACCAGCAACAGACGGUUCCCACGCAACCACCAGCAGAAGUCCGCAGACGCGGCGUUGGCACAGAAAGGAGAGCGAUUCAUGUGGUUCGGGCGACAUGACUCUCACCCCUUGGAGUCCUUGGAAGUGCUGGCAGCGGCAAACCACUCGGCACCUUCAAGCCAUAAGACGCUCCUUAAAUUAAGGCGCUAGGGCAUCAGUGGGAGGACAUAAUAAGGAGAGGGUCAGGUGAACUUUUCAAGCUGUCAAACAAAGCACUGAAGUAGAAAAAUAAAAUAAUUUAUCUCGUUUUAAGAAC
Molecule: messenger RNA, 829 nt
Organism: Acanthopagrus latus (yellowfin seabream)
Lineage: Eukaryota; Metazoa; Chordata; Actinopteri; Spariformes; Sparidae
Gene: tex36
Product: testis expressed 36
Exons: 4
Coding region: 109-723 (204 amino acids)
Source: RefSeq, a predicted model, not a curated record